AUGGAGGCAGAGCUGCUGAGUGGGUUUCCUCUGUUUUCGCAACAACUUCAUGCUUUGUUGAUGAAGAACUUGGUUCUCGCAUGGAGGAAUAAAAAGGCAACAUUUUUAAGACUUUUUUCCCCGAUUUUCUUAUUUUCUUUCUCGUUACUGCUCGGAGGAAUUGGUAGCCAAAGAGAGAAUGUUUCUGCUGCAGUCCGUGAUCCAAAUGCCAUUUUUUUCUCUUCAAUUCCAGCCUGCGAGGAUAAGCUAUUGAUCAAUUUUCCAUGUUAUGACUUUGUAUGGAGUGGAAGUGGAAACCAGAGAUUCGUGUCCAUUGUCAACGCUAUUAUGAUCAAUAACCCCAAUCGCACAAUUCACCAGAACAAGGCAUGGUUUUUCCUUACUGUUAUCAGUUUUCAAUAUGGGACUGUUAAAUCUUUUAGGACAAAAAAAGAACUGAAUGAUUGGCUUUUGCAAAACCCAAUGCGGACACUAGGAGCUUUACAUUUUACUGAAGAAAAUAAUGAGAUACGAUAUGGCGUACAAAUAAAUUCCUCAUCUUCUGACUUUAAGAUUGGAAGACAAUUUGAGGACCCCGUUUUGCAGUUUCAGGCUCCCCUUCAAUUUGCCGCUUCACGUGAAAUUUCUAGGUCCUUAAUUGGAGACCAGAAUUUCAGGUUUAACAUAGGUCUCAAGGAAUUCCCACACCCACCUUCAGAAAUCCUUUCCACAGCAGCAGGGGAUAUGAUUGAUGAAAUUUUGUUAAUUGGAAUUGCAAUUAUGUUCUACUUUUCCUUUGCUAUGUUUGGAUUCAUGUCUCAAGUUCAUUCUUUGGUUCGGGAGAAAGAGCUGAAACUUCGACAGACAAUGACUAUUAUGGGACUUUAUGACUCAGCCUACUGGAGUUCAUGGUUCAUAUGGGAGGGACUUAUGUCGUUCCUUACAUCAGCAGUCAUUGUUGCUUUUGGGGCACUGUUCCGUGUUGACCUUUUCGUGCAAAACAGCAUUGUCGUUGUGUUUAUCCUAUUUUUCCUUCUCCUGAUCAGCAUGGUUGGUUUUGCUUUCAUGAUUUCAACUCUCAUUACCAAAGAAUCUUCGUGUACACCGUUCUUUUCUGGAGUUGUCUAUUCUAGUCAGACGACAAGGGUAAACUAUGCAUUAUGGUCAUUGUUUCCACCAAAUGCUUUUGCUGGUGCAUUAUUUUCUCUGGCUAGUAAUCCAAGUGAUGCUGGCGUUGGUUUGAAAGAUAUAACAAAGUGUCCAGACAAACAUUGCUUAUCCAUAAACUUCUUCUGGACUUGGCUGGGAAGAGCAUUCUUUCUGUAUUCAAUUUUGGCUAUUUAUCUCGACAACAUAAUCCCCAACUCUGCUGGGGAGAGGAAACAUCUUCUAUACUUUUUGAGGCCAAGUUACUGGACAGGGAGAGAGGAAAUCAUACCAGUUGGUGGCGACUCUACUGCACAGUCACCUCAUUUCAGUCUAGAUGAUGAGGAUGUCCGGGAAGAGGAAGAAUCUGUGAAACAAGAUGCAUCACAAGGCAAAAUUGACCCUGAAGUUGCAGUCCAAUUGCGGGGCUUUGCUAAAUCAUACACCAAAACAACAAGCAUACGCUGUCAUCGGUUCUGCUUCUGUAUCUUUUGUUGUACAUGCAAGAAAAGAAAGCCCUUUGAUGCUGUCAAGACAUUUUGGAUGAACUUUCCAAAGGAUCAAUUAUUUUGUCUCCUCGGACCAAAUGGAGCCGGAAAGUCUACCAUUAUUAGUUGUUUAACUGGAAUCAUUCCAAUGACUCACGGAGAUGCACUCAUCUACGGAAACUCUAUUAGAAGCUCCGCUGGAAUGACAAAAAUCCGAAGAAUGAUAGGAGUCAGUGCACAGUUUGACACUCUUUGGGAUUCAUUAUCGGGCAAAGACCAUCUUCAACUCUUUGCAAAUGUAAAAGGCUUACCCCCGGUAUCUCACAGACAGGAAAUACAACGGUUGUUGGCUGGCGUAGAUAUAGAAAAGGUAGCUAAUGUGAGAGCAAAAAGCUACAGUGGUGGAACAAGACGGCGACUGAGCCUGGCUAUUGCUCUCAUUGGAGAUCCUAAACUUGUCAUCCUAGAUGAACCAACAACUGGAAUGGAUCCAAUUUCUCGAAGACGGGUAUGGGAUGUCAUUGAAAAUGCAAAGCAUGGACGCUCGAUUAUCCUUACUACACAUUCCAUGGUCGAAGCUGACAUCUUAUCAGAUCGCAUCGGAAUCAUGGCAAAAGGUAGGCUUCGCUGUAUCGGCACAUCCACUAUGCUCAAGUCGAAGUUCGGUGCAGGUUACGCUGCCAAGGUGUCAUUUGCCAAAGAUUUUUCUAAUGCUUCUGCCAGAGAAAAUGAUGUUAACGCAGAGCGCCGUGAAGCUGUGAAGUCCUUUUUUAAAAAUCGACUCAAUGUUGAACCAAAAGGGGAGAACAAAUACGUCUUGAGCUUCACCCUUCCAAAUGCCGGGGAAGACAUUUUAGCAGACUUCUUUUCAGAGCUAGAAAGUAGAGAAAGCCAAUUCGGCAUUAAAAGCAUCCAAUUAGGUUUAGGAACACUUGAAGAAGUUUUCUUAAAUAUAGUAAAGAAAGCUGAGCAAGAGGAAAAAGGUGCUGCGAAAAAACAUGAAAGCCUGACCUUGCCAUCAGGAGCUACAGUUCUGGUACCUGUUGGAGCCAAGUCCGUUAAGAUCCCAGGAACCGAAUCGAUGGAGAAUCCCGGCGGCCUAAUGGUUGAAGUGUUCUGGGACCAGGACGACAUGGGAAAUCUCUGCAUUUCUAGCUAUUCAGCUAAAAAGCCUGUGGCGCCAAAUAGUCUAUAAAUAACUCUGAUUGUGGCUUACAGUCUAAUACCGAUGAUGAUACAGUAGGUAGGAUUUCGAACAAAACUCUGUUUUAAGUUAAUUAUUUUUGUCGGAGCUAUAAUUUGUCAACGAUAGGGAGUCUGCCAUGCAGGACAUAAUCUCUUGAUUAAAUGAAAAUAUAUAUGUUGACGUGAGUGUGAUUAUUAUCGUAAAAGUCUGACUCACAUGGUGAUGUAAAGACUGCUUGUUGGCCUUGUCAUCCCUUUUACCCUAUUAAAGCAGAAAACAGGAUGUUGAUGUGGUAAUUUUUUAUUAAAAUAUUUUGGCUCCAAAUACACCAUAUU
Molecule: messenger RNA, 3134 nt
Organism: Oldenlandia corymbosa var. corymbosa
Lineage: Eukaryota; Viridiplantae; Streptophyta; Magnoliopsida; Gentianales; Rubiaceae
Source: the annotation of a GenBank genome assembly